AUGGAUGCUUUUGUAAGAGUUGUAGUUAUCUUCACCUAUGUGUUCUCCCUCUUAAGAAUCUCCAUUGGAGUAGACACCAUAACUGUAAAUCAACUCAUUACAGAUGCUGAGACCAUCACUUCAGCGGGCGGGAGCUUUGAAUUGGGUUUCUUCAGUCCAGCUAAUUCAAAGCAUCGAUACUUGGGGAUAAGGUACAAGAAAGUGUCUAAUAGGGCUGUGGUAUGGGUUGCAAACAGAGAAAAUCCACUAAAUGAUUCAUCAGGAGUCUUAAAGGUAACCAGUCAGGGAAUUCUUGUUGUUCUCGAUGGUGCUAAUAAAACUCUUUGGUCUUCUACUUCAUCACGACCCGCACAGAAUCCAAAUGCUCAGCUUUUGGACUCUGGAAAUCUUGUAAUGAAAAAUGGGAAUGAUGGUAACCUGGAAAGCUUCCUAUGGCAGAGUUUUGAUUAUCCAUGUAAUACUCUUCUACCAGGCAUGAAACUUGGAUGGAACAGAGUAACAGGCCUGGAUCGGUACCUAUCAUCUUGGAAGAGUGCUGAUGACCCCUCUAUAGGUACUUUCACAUAUGGGAUUGAUCCUAGUGGAUCUCCACAAAUAUUUGUGAGGAAUGGUUCGGCUGUGACUUUUCGCUCUGGGCCAUGGAAUGGUAUUCGAUUUAGUGGUUAUCCUCAUUUUACACCAAACCCAGUUUAUACAUAUGAUUUUGUUCUUAAUGAAAAGGAGAUAUAUUUCAUUUAUCAUCUUGUUAACAGUUCUCUUCUUACGAGGCUUGUGUUAACUCCUGAUGGUUACGCACAGAGGUUCACAUGGAUUGAUGAAAAAGGCAAAUGGGUUAAGUACUCAAGUGUACAGAACGAUGAUUGUGACAACUAUGCAAUAUGUGGUGCAAAUGGCAUCUGUAAGAUUGACCAAUCUCCAAAAUGUGAGUGUAUGAAAGGAUUUAGGCCAAGGUCCCAAAGCAAUUGGGACAUGGCAGAUUGGUCAAAUGGAUGCGUUCGAAGUACACCACUGGAUUGUCAGAAGGGUGAUGGAUUUGUAAAGUUCUCUGGUGUGAAACUGCCCGACACACGGACAUCCUGGUUUAAUGAAAGCAUGAACCUUAAGGAAUGUGCAUCCCUGUGCUUGAGGAACUGUUCUUGUACUGCUUAUGUAAAUUCAAAUAUCAGCGGAGGGGGAAGUGGGUGCUUGCUCUGGUUUGGUAACUUGAUUGAUAUCAGAGAAUUUGCUGAAAAUGGACAAGAGUUUCAUGUAAGGAUGUCUGCCUCAGAAUCAGAUGCUUUUUCAAGCACAAAUAGCAGCUCCAAGAAGAAGCAAAAGCAGGUCAUUGUCAUCUCAAUAUCAAUUACGGGAAUAGUUCUUCUAAUCCUAGUUCUGACCUGGUAUAUGCUGAAGAAGAUGAAGCAGCAGCUAAAGAGAAAAGGAUACAUGGAACACAAUUCAGAUGGGGGUGAAACCAGUGAAGGCCAGGAGCGUCUAGAGUUACCAUUAUUUGAGUUGGCUACAUUACUAAAUGCCACCAAUAACUUUUCUAGUGACAAUAAGCUUGGAGAGGGUGGUUUUGGACCUGUCUACAAGGGAAUAUUGAAAGAUGGAGAAGAAAUAGCUGUAAAGAGGUUGUCUAAAACAUCUAGACAAGGAUUAAAGGAGUUCAAAAAUGAAGUUGAAUCCAUUGCAAAACUUCAGCACCGAAAUCUCGUAAAGCUUCUUGGAUGUUGCAUUUGUGGCAGAGAAAAGAUGCUCAUCUAUGAAUACUUGCCCAACAAAAGCUUGGACUUAUUCAUUUUUGAUCAAAUGCGAGGCAUUGUACUAGAUUGGCCCAAGCGCUUCCUCAUUAUCAAUGGUAUUGCUCGAGGCCUUCUUUAUCUUCAUCAAGACUCCAGACUCAGGAUAAUCCAUAGAGAUCUCAAAGCAGAAAAUGUUUUACUAGAUAAUGAUAUGAACCCAAAAAUUUCGGACUUUGGAAUAGCAAGAAGUUUUGGAGGGAAUGAACCUGGAGCAAGCACAACAAGAGUGGCUGGAACAUUAGGUUAUAUGUCUCCAGAGUAUGCAAGUGAAGGAUUGUAUUCCACAAAAUCCGAUGUUUAUAGCUUUGGUGUUUUGGUGCUAGAGAUUGUAAGUGGAAAGAGAAACAGAGGAUUUAGCCAUCCAGACCAUGACCUUAAUCUUCUUGGGCAUGCAUGGACACUCUAUAUUGAAGGUGGGUCUUCAGAAUUUAUUGAUGCAUCAAUAGCAAACACCUACAAUCUAUCUGAAGUGCUACGUUCAAUCAAUGUCGGCCUAUUAUGCGUACAACGUUUCCCGGAUGAUCGACCAAGCAUGCAUUCCGUGGUUCUGAUGUUGAGUAGUGAGGGUGCACUACCUCGUCCUAAAGAGCCUUGUUUCUUCACUGAUAGGAGUAUGAUGGAAGUAAAUUCUUCCUCUGGCAGUCACACCACCAUCACUCAGUUAGAAGCUCGAUAGAAGAUGCUUAAUGUUGAUGUUUUGUUGUCUUUAGACCUAUAACCAUAUAAGCUCAAGUUCCAACUACUAUUGGUGACUUUUCUCAACCACACUACUUAGCUUCCAACCAAAGACUCAUCUAAGAUGCCAUCAUAUGAUCAAUCUCUGUUGGUGCUUUUGGUAUGUAUAUAAUGGAAGUUAUACA
Molecule: messenger RNA, 2644 nt
Organism: Vitis riparia (riverbank grape)
Lineage: Eukaryota; Viridiplantae; Streptophyta; Magnoliopsida; Vitales; Vitaceae
Product: G-type lectin S-receptor-like serine/threonine-protein kinase At4g27290
Exons: 7
Coding region: 1-2460 (819 amino acids)
Biological process (GO): recognition of pollen; protein phosphorylation
Molecular function (GO): ATP binding; protein serine/threonine kinase activity
Source: RefSeq, a predicted model, not a curated record